CAUCAGUCAUCCCAACCCAACCCAACCCACUUCCUCAUUUAAACUCAACCUUCUCAUCGAUCUAAAUCUGCAACCCAAAUCUCCUCCUCCCCUCCUAGAUCUUCUCUGCAAUUUUUGGUCUGUUUCAGCCAUGGUAGUCUGUUCUAAGCCUGCAUUAGACACUUUCUCUUUCAUAAAUGACUGCAAACCCACCACCUUUGUCUCUGGAAUUCCUGUUAUAGACCUUUCCAGACCAGAUGCCAAAACCCUUGUUGUAAAAGCCUGUGAAGAAUUUGGGUUCUUCAAGGUGAUCAACCAUAGAGUCCCAAUAGAGUUCAUGAACAAAUUGGAAUCUGAAGCUUUGAAGUUCUUCUCCUUGCCACUGCUACAGAAAGAGGAAGCUGGCCCUGCAAAUCCGUUUGGGUAUGGACACAAAAAAAUUGGGCCAAACGGAGAUAUUGGGUGGAUUGAAUAUAUCCUCCUGAAGAGUAAUCCUGAAUUCAUCAUUGAGAAGUCUCUUUCCAUUUUUGGUGAAAACCCAGAAAUGUUUUGCUCUGCUGUUAAUGAUUAUAUUUCAUCUGUGAGGAUGAUGGCCUUUGAAAUUCUUGAAUUGCUGGCUGAAGGGCUUGGGGUUGAACAGAGAAAUGUGUUCAGUAAGCUUCUAAUGGAGGAAGAAAGUGAUUGUCUGUUCAGGAUCAACCACUAUCCACCAAGUUCAGAAGUUCAAGCUUGGAGUCGUCCCAAUAUAAUUGGAUUUGGAGAGCAUACAGACCCACAGAUAAUCUCAGUUCUACGCUCCAACAACACUUCAGGCUUACAAAUCUGUCUGAGAGAUGGGACUUGGGUCUCUGUUCCAUCUGACCAAAGCUCCUUCUUCAUCAAUGUUGGUGAUUCCCUGCAGGUUAUGACCAAUGGGAGAUUUAAGAGUGUGAAGCAUAGGGUUUUGGCAAAUGGAAUGGAGUCUAGGCUUUCAAUGAUCUACUUUGCAGGGCCAACCUUGGAAGAGAAAAUAGUACCUUUACCAUCCCUGAUGAAAGAAGGAGAAGAGAGCUUGUACAAAGAGUUCACAUGGUGUGAAUAUAAAAAAUCAGUUUACACGGCAAGGUUGGCUGAUGAUAGGCUUGUGCAAUUUGAAAAACUGAGCAACUGUUGAUGGACUCCAGAAUCCAGAUCACAUUUUAGAAUAAAAAAAAAAAAAAGACAGUAGCAGACUGGUAUGGUCAAAGUAGGUUGGACAUGUUGACUAAAUUAGGCAAAGUUGGAUGGAUACAAAAAAGGGUUUGUGAUAGGGUUUUCUUUUCCAUAAUCAGUGUCACUUGUUAUUUUAUUUUUCUUACCAUGUAACUGUCAUUUCUGAAUACAGUUUAAUUAUCAGUACUACCA
Macadamia integrifolia is the source of this 1362-nucleotide messenger RNA. Its product is annotated as gibberellin 2-beta-dioxygenase-like. NCBI's taxonomy places the organism in Eukaryota, Viridiplantae, Streptophyta, Magnoliopsida, Proteales, Proteaceae. The transcript is spliced from 3 exons. Gene Ontology annotation, biological process: gibberellin catabolic process; response to light stimulus. Bases 131 to 1132 code for a protein of 333 amino acids. The record is from RefSeq and is a predicted model, not a curated record.